Bipolaris zeicola 26-R-13 is the source of this 684-nucleotide messenger RNA. RefSeq names its product glycosyltransferase family 90 protein. The record is from RefSeq and is a predicted model, not a curated record. The annotation marks the transcript as partial. The transcript has a single exon. Lineage: Eukaryota; Fungi; Ascomycota; Dothideomycetes; Pleosporales; Pleosporaceae.
UACGAUAAUAAGAAAGAUCCUGCAUGGGAUGAGAAAGCCAGGAAGCUCUAUUGGGCCGGGAGUACCACUGGUAGUUAUAGUUGGAAUGGUACAUGGCGGCAUGCCCACCGACAACGUUUUGUGAAAUUGGUACAAACAUUGAAUGGUACUAACUAUACAUAUCUUCGAGAACUCAAGUCUGGAUACUGGGUGAGCUACCAGACUAUCGAGGAUCAUGGUAGCUUAUUUGAUGUCAAAUUUACUGAUGUUAUUCAAUGCGAUGUUUUGGAUUGCGAAGAGCAGAAUCAGUUCUUUACAAUUAGCAAAAGAGAAGCCCACAGCCAGCAGUUCAGUGCCCAAUUCGCGUUUGAUACUGACGGCAACUCUUUCAGUGGGCGAUUUUAUACAUUGCUGCAAUCACGAAGCGUCGUUCUUAAGCAAUCUGUUUUUCGUGAAUGGCACGACGAGCGUCUUGUGCCGUGGGUGCAUUUCAUCCCUGUUAGCUUAUCUAUGAACGAAAUACCAGAAGUUAUGCGAUACAUGACGACUCAUGAGGAUGGAAAGAAGAGGGCAGAAGAGAUUGCCGAGGCAGGUCGUGCAUGGCAUGGAAAGGUUUUGAGAAAGGCAGACUUCACAGUCUAUCUAUACCGUCUUAUGUUAGAACUAGCGAGAGUUAUGAAACCUACACGACUGGUUGAAAGCUAA